Aspergillus aculeatinus CBS 121060 is the source of this 1479-nucleotide messenger RNA. RefSeq lists its product as uncharacterized. The transcript has 3 exons. The coding region runs from base 1 to 1479 and encodes 492 amino acids. Gene Ontology annotation, biological process: regulation of transcription by RNA polymerase II. Gene Ontology annotation, molecular function: DNA-binding transcription factor activity, RNA polymerase II-specific; zinc ion binding. NCBI's taxonomy places the organism in Eukaryota, Fungi, Ascomycota, Eurotiomycetes, Eurotiales, Aspergillaceae. The record is from RefSeq and is a predicted model, not a curated record.
AUGACCUCCUCGGCCAUCCCAGAAAGUAACCCGUCCUCUUCGCCACGAGGCCACAGUCAAAGCGAAAAGGACUCGUCCAACCGCAAAAAGCGCAAGGGUCCCCGUCUCGCCCACCGCAAGUCCAGGACCGGAUGUCAGCGAUGUCGCGCCCGACGAGUAAAGUGUGAUGAAGCGCGACCUGUGUGUCGCGACUGCCAUCGUCAUAGCAUCCCCUGUGUCUAUGACAGGCCCGCGGAGGAGAUCCGAUCUCGCUCACUCGAGCCCAGUCCAUCGGAUCCCAGUAACAUAGAGCUGCGCUUGCUGCAUCACUUUACCCUUUUCGCCAGCGCUACUAUGCCCGGGGCCCAAUCGAAGCGUGUCAAAGACUGUUGGUCGAUCGACGUACCCCGACUCGCAUUCGGUUACAAACCGCUCCUGCACGCCGUAUUCGCAAUCUCGGCCCUGCAUCUGUCCAAAGCCAACCCAAACGAAGCUGGCCUGCCAGAUAUCCACUGCAACUUUCUCGAGCAGGCUUUGCGCGAACAUCGACUCUGUAUCGGCGGCAUAACUACGCAGACCGCGGAUGCGGUGUGCUUUACAAGCAUCCUGUUACAGGUCGACGUAUUUGCUACCUUACAGAAUCAUACUGUUGUUUCUUCCGAGCACGUCAGUGAAUGGAUGCGUCUAUUGCGCGGGUCGGUCGCCGUCUUUGACGCGGCCUUGAAGAUUGCGAGGCAUAAUACUCAUCCCGCGAGUAUCUGGUGUAUUAUUGAUACCUUUCCUAUUCCCUUGCGGACGAAUUCUGAUGCUGGGGCGUUUUCCUUCCUGCUUCCGACUGCGCCCGAUGACGAGGACAACGAUACAGCGCUAGAAGCAUAUCGAGGGGCCGUCGCGCAUAUCAACGCCACCUGGCUGGCCAUGGAAGCAAAGGAAGAUCCGCAAGUCACCUGUCGCCGGAUCAUGGUCUUCCCGUUGUUUGUGAUGACCGAAUUCAUGGACCUCCUCGAGAAGAGGAGACCUCGUGCUUUGGUGGUUCUAGCCUACUUUCUCGCCUUGUCGGCACCAUUACGCGACAUAUGUCGAAAUGACUAUAUCUUGUGCACCACAGCAAACACAAGCCGCUAUUCCGCCUGGGAGAUCUUCUCCAACCGCCACUGGUGCGGCGAGCUCGAGUCUAAUGUGACCGUGACCUGCGAACACAUUUUCUGUAUAUAUGUGCUCUACCAACAAAUCGACCCCGACGAAGGCAGCCAAUACCGCCAAUGGCUGCUCUCGCAGCAAAACGCCGAAGGCUCCUGGGGCAUCGCGCUUAACUACCCCGGCGACGUCUCCACAAGCACAGAGGCAUACCUAGCCUUGAGAAUCAUAUUGCAUGGGGCCUCGCAGAUGAUUGGCUCUAAUAGACAAGGAUUCUCGGUCUCGUUUAGUAGCGUCCGGGCCUGCAUCUCGGCCUUGCGUCUUAACUAUAUGCCCGAGAUUUGUUGCCUAGAAUGCGUAUAG